Messenger RNA from Phodopus roborovskii (desert hamster), 726 nucleotides. It is a transcript of the gene Clec9a, whose product is annotated as C-type lectin domain containing 9A. The transcript is spliced from 6 exons. The record is from RefSeq and is a predicted model, not a curated record. Gene Ontology annotation, biological process: receptor-mediated endocytosis. Lineage: Eukaryota; Metazoa; Chordata; Mammalia; Rodentia; Cricetidae. Gene Ontology annotation, cellular component: membrane; cell surface. Bases 1 to 726 code for a protein of 241 amino acids.
AUGCAUGAGGAAGAAAUUUACUGCUCUCUUCAGUGGGACAAUCCACCCUCAGAGGACUCUCAGAAAUGUCUGUCUGCUAGCAAAUGUUCAGGAACAUGGUGCGCUGUGACGGCGAUUUCCUGUGUGCUCUGUGUGGGAUUAUUAGCAACAUCCAUUUUCUUGGGCAUCAAGUUCUUCCAGGUGUCCUCUCUUGCAAUGAAUCAGCAGGAAAGACUCAUUCAACAGGACAGACAAUUGAUCAACCUCACACAGUGGCAGAGAAACUACACCCUGCAGAUGAAAAACUGCCAAACCUUGCAACAAAGACCUCCCCGUUCAGGUAGUAACUGCAGCCCUUGUCCACACAACUGGAUUCAGCAUGGAAAAAGUUGUUACUAUUUCUUUCAACUCUGGAAAAUGUGGAACGACAGUAAGGAGAAUUGUUUAAAGGAGGGCGCCAGUCUCCUUCAAAUAGACAGCAAAGAGGAAAUGGAUUUUAUGAUCCCCAGCCUGUGGAAUCUCAAAGAAAAGGAGUACUGGGUGGGAGUGUAUCAAGAUGAACUCAGCCGAUCUUGGUUCUGGCUAGAUGGUUCCUCUCCUCUCUCUGACUUAUUGCCAACAACACAGAAACAGUUAUCUGCCAGCCAGAUCUGUGGAUACAUCAAAGACAAAUCCCUCUUCUCAGAUAACUGCAGCAGAUGGAAAUAUUUUAUUUGUGAGAAAAAUGCACUUGGAUCCUGCAUCUGA